AUGGAGCUUGGCCGCCUGCGCCGUGGUCAAGGUGUUCUGAUUCAUGCUGCUGCCGGUGCCACGGGUCAAGCAGCAAUACAGCUGGCCCACCACCUGUGUGCGAAGAUCUAUGCCACGACCGAAUCUUCCAGAGCCGGGGACGCUCACUUCAAGGGUGGCAUUUUGAAGGAGACCAAGGGCCGGGGAGUGGACUUGGUGAUUAACCACCCCACCUUGAUGGUGACAUACAACGCGCCUCAUGGGACUGUGUCGCUCCCGACAACUACGUAUCUCGACGUCGUGCGCUGGAUACAGGAGCGACCCCACAUGCUCCAACAUGCGGUGCAGAACGUGAUGCCGCUCAUUGAGGCGGGCCACCUCUCACUCGGCACGAUUUGCAAGACAAACCGGUCCUGGCGCGAUUGA
Aspergillus homomorphus CBS 101889 is the source of this 405-nucleotide messenger RNA. RefSeq lists its product as uncharacterized. The transcript is spliced from 3 exons. The record is from RefSeq and is a predicted model, not a curated record. Bases 1 to 405 code for a protein of 134 amino acids. Lineage: Eukaryota; Fungi; Ascomycota; Eurotiomycetes; Eurotiales; Aspergillaceae.